Molecule: messenger RNA, 2029 nt
Organism: Mollisia scopiformis
Lineage: Eukaryota; Fungi; Ascomycota; Leotiomycetes; Helotiales; Mollisiaceae
Exons: 3
Coding region: 207-1994 (595 amino acids)
Biological process (GO): intra-Golgi vesicle-mediated transport
Cellular component (GO): trans-Golgi network; TRAPPII protein complex
Source: RefSeq, a predicted model, not a curated record
AGGACGCUAGCGUGGAACCUUAACCAGGAGCUCGUGAAUGUCCUUCGGACAACGGGACAAUCUGAACCUCACUUUGAUGAACUGCGCAGCCACUCUGCAACAAAUACGAAUAUGGUUGCGAACUGACAGGCGUCUUCUGGAGCUCGAGGCUCAAUCACCAAAGCUUGCGACACUUCCUUCACGAAACUCGUUCUGGAAUUGACAAGAUGAUGGAAGAGACCGAAGUUGAGGAACCGCGCCCUCGCGGGAGUCUCGAAUUCGUGGAGAGUUCUAUCUUAGGGACAGUGAUUCCGUCAACGAGUGAUUUGAAUAUUGAGGAAGCUCUGAGUGGUUCAGUGGAACGUCUCGAUGAAGGCAACGAUUCUCCCCUAGCUGCCAUUCCGCAAAGGCAUGCUUUAUAUUUUGAUGAAACUGUUAAUGUCUAUAUUGUUCUACAAACACCGUACUUCGAUGAACGAACUCUGCGAUCCUAUCUGGGACGACUGGACAUCCAUCUUGAAGCUCAAGUUGUGAAUGCACACUCGGAUAACCCUGAAAGCUCACCUGGUCAGGAGGUUAUUUACAAUGGAUCUAUCCAAGAUGGAGAGGAUCCAAUAGUUGUGGUUCAGGGACCUGAUGAAAGUUUACGGAAUCCCACAGAAGGUCAUAUUCUAGUCGUAUGGAAGAUGUCAGCGUUUCUCAUAAGACCCCGUCUCCGACUUCAGAAUCCGUCAGUGGUGUUUGCUGCUACAGCACAUUUGAGGCCUGCUGAGCAGAUUCAUAAUGCAACACUGAAAGAGGAAUACUUGCCAAGUCAGGUUCCAUCUGGGAUUAAUUUGUUAGAGGCAUUCACUGAUGAUCCAGCAAUGGGAGGCAUUAAGCCACGGCUCUCGGCACUAAGAGUUGCUCGUGUAGCACCAGCACCACAGUCCACCAGAGAUAUGAUGCGGCCUCUGAAAAACAUCUCACGGCAGUCCAUAAAAGUGUAUCCAGCAGUGAAUGCACGAGUGAGGUACUCUCGACCGAAUACUACACCUACAAACGCAGCUGUGAUAGCAUCUGUCGAUGUUGAUAUCACCGCCUUUGCAAAUUGCGAAAUCACCUUGACAAAGGUUGAUCUCAGUAUAAGUGGCGGAAGCGUGGAGGAUCUCAAUGCAGUAUCUGGCUUGGUUCUUCCAAUUGCCACUCUUCCACAAGACGACAUCACAUUCAUGUACCGUCUCCUUCCAGAUGAUCUAGAUGCAACAAACAAAUCACAAGUGCGGGCUCUAGAAAUCUCGAUAUCGGCAAUAGCCAAGCUCUCCGACGUAUGUCAGCCUCAAAUAUCAAUGCACUGGACGACUUCAUUGGAUUUUACGCCUCCAGUAAAUCCAGGUUUUGGUACUCCUACUCAGCCUAUACAGAGGCCUCACCGACCUGCUCAGUUGUCCAUUGGCUCUGCUUUCGACACUCCAACAGCCACUUCUUUGGCGAUAACCCGACCUGACGCUCUCCCUUCCGUGGAUAUCACGACACGGCAGCAACGCAAUUCAGCUAUCCCCGACUUUGGUGUGACAAUGACAUUCACAGGACCUGGAAAUGAUGACCCAAUCUAUCCUGGUGUUCCUUUCGUAUGGUCUGUCUUCAUAGUCAACAGAUCUGAUCGCCCAAGAAAACUUGCCCUCAUGGUCAUCCCUAAACGUCGCCGAACAGAAGCACGAAUUACUCGCCCCCCUUCUACCGGCUACGGUGGCAAGAGGGAUCCCAAAGUUGCCGAUGCUGUCGUCGAUGAGAACAUCGUCUAUGCAAUGCAGAAGAAUUCCGUGAUUGACCAAACGGAGAUCGUCUGCUUGAGUACAGAUCCCCGAGUUGGCCCUCUGGCACCAUCAGCUUGUUAUGAGGUUGAGUUGAAGUUUAUGGCAUUGAGGGCGGGUAUUGUAGGGAUUGAGGCAGUGAGAGUGGUUGAUUUGGGAACGCAAGAGCAUGUGGAUAUCAAGGACCUUCCGAGCAUACUUGUAUCGAAGCUAGAGACAUAGCAGUAUGGCAAGAUUUACAAAUACAAAACCUCGUA